AUGAGCGAAGUCCGUUCAGAGAGAAGAGAAACAACAUGGAGCCUCUCACGCCAACUCGAAGAUUUGGAUUAUGCUGAAGAUAUUUGUCUACUCUCGCAUAAGAUCUCCAACAUGCAAGCAAAGAUAGAUGAUUUGGAAAGAUUAGCACGCAAUGUUGGACUUGAGAUAAAUAUCAAGAAUGCUAUGAGAAUCAACAACGUUAGCACCGAUAACAUCAUGCUACAGGGCCAACCAGUUGAAUGCGUAGAAAGCUUCUGCUAUCUAGGCAGUACAGUAUCAACAAAUGGCGCCGCUGAAACAGACGUGAAUAACAGGCUCAAUAAAGCGAGAGCGGCAUUAGGAAGACUACAACCAGUAUGGAGAAACUCACAAAUAUCCAGACGUACCAAGCUUAGAAUAUUCAACGCAUGCGUAAAGUCUACUCUGCUGUAUGGAAGUGAAACACCAUCACGCAAAAACUACUGGUAUUCAUUAAUAAGUGCCUCAGAGUCAUAUGUAGAAUAUUCUGGCCUAACAACAUCAGAAAUACGGAUCUCUGGAACCUCACCAACGAAGAACCCAUACUAA
Molecule: messenger RNA, 567 nt
Organism: Calliphora vicina (urban bluebottle blowfly)
Lineage: Eukaryota; Metazoa; Arthropoda; Insecta; Diptera; Calliphoridae
Exons: 1
Coding region: 1-567 (188 amino acids)
Source: RefSeq, a predicted model, not a curated record